Molecule: messenger RNA, 1017 nt
Organism: Eimeria acervulina
Lineage: Eukaryota; Apicomplexa; Conoidasida; Eucoccidiorida; Eimeriidae
Product: autophagocytosis associated protein, putative
Exons: 9
Coding region: 1-1017 (338 amino acids)
Biological process (GO): autophagosome assembly; autophagy of mitochondrion; nucleophagy
Cellular component (GO): cytosol; cytoplasmic ubiquitin ligase complex
Molecular function (GO): Atg8-family ligase activity
Source: RefSeq, a predicted model, not a curated record
AUGACAGACAGCAAACCCCCUAAAGCCCGAGGUGCUGCAUCAGGAGCAGGAGGGGCUUCUGGAGGUGCCUCUGCUGCUGGUGGUGGUAGUAGGCAAUCUAGUGGAGGAGCCCCAGCCCCAGCGGCAGCAGCAGCAGCAGGAACAGCAGCAGCAGCAGCAGGAGGUUCUGCUGCUGGUGGAAGCUCUUUACCUCCUCCUUUAGCUGCGCCUGCUGGCAGCAACGUGGGCCAUCGACUGGCCGACUUGGGGCGAAGCAUUCUUUCUCGCUUUUCCUUUGUUCCCCAGACAUCUCAGUUCGUAGAUAAAGGGACGAUGACCCCUCAGGAGUUUAUCGAUGCUGGAGACCUCCUCGUCUUUAAGUUUCCUACCUGGCAGUGGGAGCCCGCUGUCGGCAAACGGGCCAGGGAAGACGCAGAGGGUUGGGUGCUGCCAAUAGAUGCAGACCCUGAGGAGCUUCACAGCGAACCAGCGGUUUCUUUGGGGGCUUCUACUGAUAGACAGACCUCGAGGGAGGCUUCGACAGGCGAUGGCCUCUCUUUGCUUCCCGAAACAACAGAUGACCCGGCGUGUGCGGAGUCUUCAACGUCGUACUUUGUUCGCCAGGCGCCCGAUGCUGAUGUGCUGAGUGUGCGAACGUAUGACCUGAGCAUUACGUACGACAAGUACUUCCAGACGCCUCGGCUUUGGCUGUUUGGUUAUAACGAGAGCGGCACCCCCUUGACCCCUGCGGAGAUAUUUGAAGACAUCCUGACAGAUUAUGCGGCUAAGACGGUGACGGUGGACCCUCACCCCUGCACAGGAGUCCCCACAGCUUCAAUUCACCCUUGCAAGCACGCCCAAGUGAUGAAGAAGGUUGUGGACCAUUGGCGCUCUCAGGGCGUCGAGCCUCGGCCUGAUUUGGCGUUGAUAGUUUUGCUGAAGUUCAUCUCCAGCGUCGUCCCCACCAUUGACUACGACUUCACGAUGGACAUAGACAUGGGCCUCUGCGGCCCCCAAACAAACAAAUCUAAAUCCUAA